Bursaphelenchus xylophilus (pine wood nematode) is the source of this 3416-nucleotide messenger RNA. NCBI's taxonomy places the organism in Eukaryota, Metazoa, Nematoda, Chromadorea, Rhabditida, Aphelenchoididae. The record is from the annotation of a GenBank genome assembly.
AUGCCGGAGGCCAACAGCUGCGCCCUACCUCACCUUCAAUAUUUCGCAGAUUGCUUUGAUAGGACGCACUUUGCGCUAAAGACCACUUUGUUGGUACGAAAUGUCACAAAAAUUCAAUCGGUAAUGGCGCGAUUUUAGCUCUCGAAUUCCACCUUCUUGUAGAUAGAGCGAAACGUUGUGGAUAAGAAGAUGGAUGGACCAUUGGAUCCCGUCCUUCUGAAGAAGUUCGAGCAAUUCGUGGAGCUCCGAAAUGCCACGGAAGGAAAUAUUUCCAAAACGGACUUGAUUCGGGCAACAAUCGACCAAGACAUCGAAAUAGUUAGCCAAGGUGAGGUUGUUGCUUACGUUUCGCAAAGUACUCUUCUUCCUUUCCAGACGAUAUUGACGAGCUAAAGUAUAGUAUCAAUCAGGUGCAGCGGUCGUUGGACGCUGCUUUUACGCGAUCAGAUCAAUUCAGCACGGUGAUGACGACAUUCUUGGGCCAGCUCCGACAAACUGCUACUAUUUGUUUAAAGUUUGGGCCUGGCUUUGAUGGAAUCUCCACAUUGGCAAGUAUAUCCGAGCAGGUGUAUGAUCUGGAACGGGUAUUCGCGGAUUAUCUGCAGAAAAUGGAGAGGUUCAGGAAAGGCUAUUCCGAUGUCAUGACUGCUUUGCCUGCCGAAGAGACAAAGACUGCGUAAGUUGUUUUAUUUUGGUUUUUUUUGUUUAGAAUCCUGUCCGUUGAGAGUAUGUGUAAUAGGACGAUGUUUUAGUCACGAAACAACCACAAUGCCGCCUGACCUACAGCAGAAAGCAAACAAGAUUACCGAGAAAAUUAACAAGAAGAUUUUGGAGCUUUCUAAACGGAUUCUCUACUUCCAGAAAGCACUGAACGCUGUAGAAAAGGGACAGCGCCUUCCGGCGGAAGAAGAGACAGAUCACGAUGAUACUGCCCUCCGAAUGCAACAUUUGAGUUUAGAGGUUCCGGGCCAGAAGACCAGUCCAAGACGACGCAGUGUUGUACCGGAGGAGUCAGUUGAUAUUGUCAAAGCAUUGGCUGAGGUCUCAUUGAAAUCGACGAAGAACAUGAGAAAAGUUGGAGCGAUCACCCUGAAACCGCAAGUCCAACAAAAGACGAGGACGGACGCGUUGAAGGUGGAAAGUCGAGACGAAAUACUUGCGAGAAUACUAACCCCAAAGAAAGUGGCUGAAUUAAAACCGCAACCGCUGAGGCUCUCCCAGCAAUCACCGUCUGUCCUCCAACUUGUCAUUCAAGCUCCGGGUAGGUGAAGUUUGUUUUUAUUGACUUUUGCAAUGUUUAGAGCCAGCUCCUGCUCCACCACUUCAUAUACCUCUAUCUCAGCCUACUACGAUAUCACAGGCCCCUACUUUGUCUCAGCAGAGGUACUGUAAUUACACAAUAUUUUCGGCGUUUGGACUAUGUUAUUUAUAAUGUAAAAUUUGGUUUUAGUUUGUUCUCAACUCCAAAGGCAUUACCCAAAGAAUUGCACAAAGAUGAACCAAGGGAGAAAAAGACACAUGACUCGAAACCCGACAACCCAGAGCUUCUGGCGAAGCCAACUACAACGCUGUUUACUCCUGUAAAGAAAGAGGAGAAGCCCCAAGAACCGGUGAAGUCAGAAGCACCCACUGUGACAUCCGAAUCAUCCGUCUUUUCCAAGUAGGACAUUUUUGAUUUUGCUUUUUGAACCUUUAGGCCUUCAACGGAGACAACUGCGACGACCACAGUGACGACGACGUCCGCUCUCCCGGCGUCUGUAACCACCACUAGCACGGGGAGUUUCAGUUUUGCACCGGCAACAACUGCUGUUGCGACUAGUGUAACUUCAAGUGAGGCAGCGGCGGGAAAGCCGUUAGAAGCUGCGGUCAGCACUGCUGCGCCAUCUUUUUCUUUCACGAGGUGAGAUUUGAAGCAAACAAUGAUGAUCUGUGAAGAAAGUUUUAAUUUUUUUUGCAUUUAUUUCAGCACGUUGUCAUCCCAACCACAGACUACAUCUUCCUUUUCCUUUAAUCCAGCACCAACCCCGGCCGCCACUACCUCGUCAUUCGCUUUCAAUCCAUCAGCUCCAUCCACUACAACAUCAUCAUUUACAUUCAAACCGGCGGAACCCCAGAAGAGUGCGUUUGGCGGUGGGACAACUGCAACCGCUCCAGGAUCUUUCUCGUUCAAACCGGCCCAGCCAGCGGGAAAUGACGACGGAAUGGAGGAUGACACUUCAGGCACAGCGCCAGCAACAUCAACUGCCAACAACUUUAAUUUCGCAUCGUAAGUCGGAAGUUUGAGUUGAAUUAGGGUUACGGUAGGCCGAGAGAAGGAAGAAGAAAAGGUGAAAGAACAUGAAUUGAAUGUAGAAUAUUGUAUAGGACCAAAUAUUUGGUUGAUGCAUAAUUAUCCGGCGUUUAUAUUGGCGCGUUGGAACUCUCCGACCACAACAAAGCCGAUCUCGAAAUUUGUUGAAAAACGCCGGAUAAUUAUGCAUCAACCUAAUAUGAUUGUGGGUUGAAUAUAACGAGACCUUGUGUAUUUUUCAGAACCGGACUAGGCCAAUCCGGUCCGCAGAAUCGCACUGGCGGCGGCUUUCAGUCCCUCAACUUUAGUACCCUUGGCCAGAACAAACCCGCAUUCGCCAGUUUCACCCCAACCCAACAACCGGCGGCGUCAACGACCGGUGGAUUUGCAUCUUUUGGGUCAACCCAACCUGCUCCAACUGGAUCUGGAUUCGGGGCAGCGCCGUCGUUUGGAUCAGGUCCCGCUUUUGGAUCGGGCAGUGUGUUCGGAGGUGGAACCCAGACCAGCUCGGUAUUCGGAGGGAAGCCGGUGUUUGGAGGAGGAACGCAGGCUCAGUCUACACCUACUAAUACUGGAUUUGCAGCGUAAGUUGGGGAAUACAGGGUCUUUCAAGAAACGUGAAGGAAAGUAGGAGGCUGUAACUUUCGGCGGAGGCGGCGCAGAGAGUUCGUUUUUGGAAUAUGUAUUUUUAAGCGACAUUAUUUUUUGUCUACGAAAUAACAACAUUUUUAAAUGCAAACUGAGGACGCUACAACCUUUUGAAAAAGGGCUCUUUUACCCCGAAAAACAGGGCUUUUGGUUCAAAAUGAUCGAGAGAUUUCAGUUUUUCGGUCGAAAAUCGUCGAGAAAUGUCGUAAUUUUAUGGAAUUUUUUGUCAGUGUCUCUUUGAUGGAAUAGAGACUGAGGAUGUGAUUAGGGGUUGUUUCGUAUAUGGAGAAAAUAAUAUUAUUACUGAAUUUGUCAUUUUAGAUUUGCCGGAAAAGGCAGUUCCUUCGGACAACUGGCUCAAUCCCCACCCCAAUCCAACUCGCUGUUUGGAGGACAACAAUCAACCGGUUUCAGCUCGUUUGGCUCAACUAACUCGACCACUCCUAACAACCCAGCUUUCACUGCAUUCCGAAAGUAG